Messenger RNA from Ochotona curzoniae (black-lipped pika), 1528 nucleotides. It is a transcript of the gene CERS2, whose product is annotated as ceramide synthase 2. The coding region runs from base 227 to 1369 and encodes 380 amino acids. Gene Ontology annotation, molecular function: sphingosine N-acyltransferase activity; DNA binding. The transcript has 11 exons. The record is from RefSeq and is a predicted model, not a curated record. Lineage: Eukaryota; Metazoa; Chordata; Mammalia; Lagomorpha; Ochotonidae. Gene Ontology annotation, biological process: ceramide biosynthetic process. Gene Ontology annotation, cellular component: membrane.
GUACUUCCGUGGUGGGGGGUGGAGCUGUGAGAAGAGCCAGGGGGAAGGACCCGCCUUGCUCCCCACUCCGCUCACUUGCUCUAGUCCCAGGUCUGUCUGCAUUCAGUCGCACCAUGGGCCUCCAGUAGAGAACAGGCUCCUCUCUCCUCCCAGGCUUGGUGCCUCACCCAGGGGUCUCCAGCAUCAGCAUCCCGUGGCCCGCCACCUCUCCUGGCUUCCCUUCAGGAUGCUCCAGACCUUGUAUGACUACUUCUGGUGGGAACGCCUGUGGCUUCCUGGGAACUUAACCUGGGCCGACCUAGAAGACCGAGAUGGACGUAUCUAUGCCAAAGCCUCGGACCUCUACAUCACACUGCCCCUCGCCUUGGUCUUCCUCAUCAUUCGUUACUUCUUUGAGCUUUACGUAGCCACUCCCCUGGCGGCCCUCCUGAAUGUCAAGGAGAAAGCACGGCUGCGGGCCCCUCCCAAUGCCACCCUAGAGCACUUCUACCUGACCAGCGGCAAGCAGCCCAAGCAGGCAGAGGUGGAGCUGCUGUCCCGGCAGAGUGGGCUGUCUGGCCGGCAGGUAGAGCGCUGGUUCCGCCGCCGCCGCAAUCAGGACCGGCCCAGUCUGCUUAAGAAGUUCCGAGAAGCCAGCUGGAGGUUCACGUUUUACCUGGUGGCCUUCAUCGCUGGCAUGGCUGUCAUCAUGGAUAAACCCUGGUUCUACGAUUUGAGGAAAGUGUGGGAAGGCUAUCCCAUCCAGAGCAUCGUCCCUUCCCAGUACUGGUACUACAUGAUCGAGCUCUCCUUCUACUGGUCCCUGCUCUUCAGUAUCGCCUCUGAUGUCAAGCGGAAGGAUUUCAAGGAACAGAUCAUCCACCACGUGGCCACAAUCAUCCUCAUCAGCUUCUCCUGGUUUGCUAACUAUGUCCGAGCCGGGACGCUCAUCAUGGCCCUGCAUGACUCUUCGGACUACCUGCUGGAGUCAGCCAAGAUGUUCAAUUACGCCGGGUGGAAGAACACCUGCAACAACAUCUUCAUCGUCUUCGCUGUCGUGUUCAUCAUCACCCGGCUGGUCAUCCUGCCCUUCUGGAUCCUGUAUUGCACACUGGUGUACCCACUGGAGCUCUAUCCUGCCUUCUUUGGCUAUUACUUCUUCAACCUCAUGAUGGGAGUGCUGCAGCUGCUGCAUAUCUUCUGGGCCUACCUCAUUUUGCGCAUGGCCCACAAGUUCAUAACUGGAAAGCUGGUGGAAGAUGAACGCAGUGACCGGGAAGAAACAGAGAGCUCUGAGGGGGAGGAGGCUAUGGCUGGGGGAGGAACCAAGAGCCGGCCUCUGGCCAAUGGCCACCCUGUCCUCAACCACCACCAUCCUAAGAAUGACUGAACCAUUGUCCCAGCGGCCAGCCUUGCAUAUUCAUGCAGAAAGAACUGCCCCACCUUCCCGACAGGGCCACUCCAAGUUUUGGGGAGAAAGUGGGAGGAAGGGCUUGGGUUCUUCCUCCCUGCUGCUUUGUCACCCAGAGGCCUCUAAACCAAAUUCUAA